CGAGUCGGGAGCAGCCGCCGCGGAGCGAAGCCGGAGCCGCCGGCGCGGCCGGAGGUUCUGAACAAUGGCCGUGUGGAUCCAGGCCCAGCAGCUGCAGGGAGAGGCCCUGCGCCAGAUGCAGGCGCUGUACGGCCAGCACUUCCCCAUCGAGGUGCGGCAUUACCUGUCGCAGUGGAUCGAGAGCCAAGCAUGGGACUCCAUCGACCUCGAUAACCCCCAGGAGAACCUCAAAGCCACCCAGCUGCUGGAGGGGCUGAUCCAGGAGCUGCAGAAGAAGGCGGAUCACCAAGUGGGCGAGGACGGGUUCUUGCUGAAGAUCAAGCUGGGGCACUAUGCCACGCAGCUGCAGAACACGUACGACCGGUGCCCCAUGGAGCUGGUGCGCUGCAUCCGCCACAUCCUGUACCACGAGCAGCGGCUGGUUCGGGAGGCCACUAACAGCCCCUCCCCGGCCAGCAGCCUGGCGGACUCCAUGUCCCAGAAGCACCUGCAGAUAAACCAGACCUUCGAGGAGCUGCGUCUCGUCACCCAGGACACGGAGAACGAGCUGAAGAAGCUGCAGCAGACACAGGAGUAUUUCAUCAUCCAGUACCAGGAGAACAUGCGCCUGCAAGCUCAGUUCUCCCAGCUCUCCCAACUGGGCCCCCAGGAGCGCAUGUCCCGCGAGACGACGCUGCAGCAGAAGAAGGCGUCGCUGGAGGCCUGGCUGCACCGGGAGGCCCAGACACUACAGCAGUACCGAGUGGAGCUGGCGGAGAAGCACCAGAAAACCCUGCAGCUGCUGCGCAAGCAACAGACGACCAUCCUGGACGACGAGCUGAUCCAGUGGAAGCGGCGGCAGCAGCUGGCGGGGAACGGCGGGCCCCCCGAGGGCACCCUGGACGUGCUGCAGUCCUGGUGUGAGAAGCUGGCCGAGAUCAUCUGGCAGAACCGGCAGCAGAUCCGUCGGGCCGAGCACCUGUGCCAGCAGCUGCCCAUCCCGGGGCCCGUGGAGGAGAUGCUGUCCGAGCUCAACGGCACCAUCACAGACAUCAUCUCCGCCCUGGUGACCAGCACCUUCAUCAUCGAGAAGCAGCCCCCCCAGGUGCUGAAGACGCAGACCAAGUUCGCGGCCACGGUGCGGCUGCUGGUGGGGGGGAAGCUGAACGUGCACAUGAACCCGCCCCAGGUGAAGGCCACCAUCAUCAGCGAGCAGCAAGCCAAGGCCCUGCUGAAGAACGAAAGCACCCGCAACGAGAGCAGCGGGGAGAUCCUGAACAACUGCUGCGUGAUGGAGUACCACCAGGCCACGGGCACCCUGAGCGCCCACUUCAGGAACAUGUCCCUGAAGCGCAUCAAGCGCUCGGAUCGGCGCGGCGCCGAGUCGGUGACCGAGGAGAAAUUCACCAUCCUCUUCGAGUCGCAAUUCAGCGUCGGCGGCAACGAGCUGGUCUUCCAGGUCAAGACGCUGUCCCUGCCCGUGGUGGUGAUCGUGCACGGGAGCCAGGACAACAACGCCACGGCCACCGUGCUCUGGGAUAACGCCUUCGCCGAGCCGGGCCGGGUCCCGUUCGCCGUGCCCGAGAAGGUGCUGUGGCCCCAGCUGUGCGAGGCGCUCAACAUGAAGUUCAAGGCCGAGGUGCAGAGCAGUCGGGGGCUGACGAAGGAGAAUUUGCUCUUCCUGGCACAGAAGCUCUUCAACAGCAGCAGUGCCCAGCUGGAGGAGUACAGCGCCAUGGCCGUCUCCUGGUCCCAGUUCAACAGGGAAAACUUGCCAGGGCGGAAUUACACCUUCUGGCAGUGGUUCGACGGGGUCAUGGAGGUGCUGAAGAAGCAUCUUAAGCCUCACUGGAACGACGGGGCCAUCCUGGGCUUCGUCAACAAGCAGCAAGCGCACGACCUGCUGAUCAACAAGCCGGACGGGACCUUCCUGCUGCGGUUCAGUGACUCCGAGAUCGGGGGCAUCACCAUCGCCUGGAAGUUCGACUCGCCUGAGAGGAUGUUUUGGAACCUCAUGCCCUUCACGACCAGAGACUUCUCCAUCCGCUCGCUGGCCGAUCGCCUGGGUGACCUCAAUUACCUCAUCUACGUGUUCCCCGACCGACCCAAGGACGAGGUCUUCUCCAAGUACUACACGCCGGUUCUCUCUAAAGCCGUGGAUGGAUACGUGAAGCCACAGAUCAAACAAGUGGUGCCAGAGUUUGCCAGCGCCUCCGGGGAUCCCGCCGCCGGAACGGUCACCUACAUGGAUCAGGCGCCGUCGCCGGCCGUGUGCUCCCAGCCGCAUUACAACGUCUACCCACAGAAUCCCGACUCUGUGCUGGAUCCCGAGGGCGAGUUCGACCUGGACGACACGAUGGACGUCGCGCGACACGUGGAGGAGCUUCUGCGGCGGCCCAUGGACACUCAGUGGAUCCCCCACAGCCAGUCGUGACCCUGUGCCGUGGUACGGCCCGGCCCGGCAGCCGUGUCCCUGGGAGCCGAUCCGGGGAGCAUGCCCCGUGGAGAGCAGCCCUGUGUUCGUGUCUCUGUGCGUGGGCCCAUGUGUGGGGGGUGCUCAUCCGGGGGCUUUGCUCUGCGCCAGCUGCAGUGUCCAUGGCUGCGCUUGGCUCUUUGGUGUUUAUCCCCGUGUACUAAAGGCAGUGGGCUUGUCGUAUGGUUUCCUUAUCUGUUACUUUGAGGCCUGCCUUCAGCUUCCCGCUUCUGCAGCGCUGCUCCUCCCCGUGCAGCAGAUCCCUGGAGCCCCGUGCGUUCUCAGCGCCCACUGGACUCGGAUCCCUACCCUUGGGCCCAGGGGCCUCUCAGCGUGGGGGGCGGGCCUGGGAGUUUGUUUGCAGUAAUUGUCACAUCUAGGACUUUCGUGUUCAAAUUCUUUCCUUUUGUUACCAGCUCCCCCGUCCCGGGGGGCAUGUGCGUGUGCGUUGGGUCCUGUUUGUGUGCGCAGAGACCUGGGGGCAAAGACUCUUUCUUCUCAGCCCAGGCAGCAGCAUCUGCGCCUUGGGCGUGGCUUGCUGGGAAGGCGUCCCACCGGGGCCCUUUUCUCCUCCCGGUUCCUGCCUGGCCCGUGUCCGCUCAGCCAGUGGGACGCUGCCCUUCCCCCCGGCCUAGAGCUGGGGGGUGUUUAACAAACCCUGAGAGGAAGGAGGGGGUUGCAGAUGGACACGACUGCUCUGUGUGCAGGAGGAACGGGGCUCCCGGCUGGGGUCAGGGCAAGGCGCGGCUCAGGCUGGGGGUGAGAGGCUGCUGGUCCCCCCCCCUCGGGGUCCCGCCCUCCCUCCGCAUCGACAUUAUUUUUCUAUGGCUGAGUAAAUAAAGCACAGAAUAUUUUUUUAACACAAA
Emys orbicularis (European pond turtle) is the source of this 3318-nucleotide messenger RNA. RefSeq names its product signal transducer and activator of transcription 5B. Gene Ontology annotation, biological process: defense response; cell surface receptor signaling pathway via JAK-STAT; response to peptide hormone. The record is from RefSeq and is a predicted model, not a curated record. Gene Ontology annotation, molecular function: RNA polymerase II cis-regulatory region sequence-specific DNA binding; DNA-binding transcription factor activity, RNA polymerase II-specific. Lineage: Eukaryota; Metazoa; Chordata; Testudines; Emydidae. The transcript has 19 exons. Bases 65 to 2413 code for a protein of 782 amino acids.